UUGUACCAAAAGCAGCGGGCGCUCGUCGCUCGUCGCUGGCGAUUAGUGGGCGAUCUCGCUGAAAUCUUUCCAAUCGAAUCCGCGCCUGAAGACCCGUCGAAUCGACGAGAACAUCCGCUGCUGCAAAUCGGAGACGUGCCGCUGGACCUCGGGCCGGCGCCGUCGAAGACGCAAUCCCUGACAGUGGAAGAUCUCGAGAGCGAUGCGGCGGCGUACGGUCACAUCGCGCAGAUAUGUAUUCAGCUCGCCGCCAUACUCGACGUCCGUCUUCGUUAUCCAGUGUGUCCGAGUCUCAGUCGUUCGUACAUUUGCGACUUUCAUCAAGUCAAGCCCAAAGCGGGCAGCGCUGACGCCGCGGCGAUGAAGAAGACGCUCACGCGCAUAGAAUUUCCCUUAUUCAUGGACUCGCCGAGCGAUCGAACGAAAUACACCUACGGUGUGUUUUUGCUGAACAAAAAUCUCGAGCAGUUGUUGAACGCGCACGGUUUGAGCGCCGUCGGACCUCGACAUACGCUGCAAAACCUCAAGCGCAUCUUCGACGCUCGACGAAUGAUUGCCGCCGACGCGAAAACUCACGAGAUCGACGAAUGA
This is a messenger RNA of Ostreococcus lucimarinus CCE9901, 591 nucleotides long. RefSeq lists its product with no specific name. The transcript has a single exon. The annotation marks the transcript as partial. Gene Ontology annotation, molecular function: SNARE binding. The record is from RefSeq and is a predicted model, not a curated record. Gene Ontology annotation, cellular component: endosome; lytic vacuole. NCBI's taxonomy places the organism in Eukaryota, Viridiplantae, Chlorophyta, Mamiellophyceae, Mamiellales, Bathycoccaceae. Gene Ontology annotation, biological process: SNARE complex assembly.